Molecule: messenger RNA, 3327 nt
Organism: Micromonas pusilla CCMP1545
Lineage: Eukaryota; Viridiplantae; Chlorophyta; Mamiellophyceae; Mamiellales; Mamiellaceae
Exons: 1
Coding region: 1-3327 (1108 amino acids)
Source: RefSeq, a predicted model, not a curated record
AUGGCCGGCUCCCCAGGGCGCGCCCCCCAGGGCCGCGGGCGUCCGGGCGACGGCGCGAGCGCGUCCGCGGCGUCGCGGUCGAGCGCGGACGGCGGCGCGGUCGUCGCGUCGGCGUCGCCGCCGCCGCCCGGGGGCGCGCUCGACGCGGUGCACGCGCUGCGGUCGAUGGCUUCGGAAUGCGCGCUCGACGGCGUCUCCGGCGCGCUCGCGGCCGCGGCCGCGCGGCUGCGCGUGACGCUCACGCGCGAGGACGGCGUGGACGGGCACGAGGUCUUGGACUGCAUGGUCACCGCGCUGGACGAGAUGCGCCGCGUCGCGGAGUCGGCGUCGACGUCGUCCCCGCUCGCCGGCGCGCCCGAACGCGCGGCGCUGCGAGACCACGCGCGCGCGCUGGACGCGAGCGAGCGCGAGCGCGACAAGUACAGGGCGAUGCUUCUCGACGCCGAGCGAGACGCGGAGUCCCUUCUCGCGAUGAACGCGGCGCUCAAGUCCGAGCUCGAGAUGCAGGCGGCGAUGCACGCCACGGACGUCGCGUACGAGCACAAGGGCGGCGACCUCAUGGCCCGCGAGCUCGAGGCGACGCGCGCGCAGCUCGCCGUCGUCAGCGAGGGGUUCCAGCUGUUGAAGAACGAGCGGCACGAGGCGACGACGGUGCUGAGAGCGCAGGCGACCGUGCGCGCGGCCCUGGACGAGGAGCGCGCCGCCGUCGCGAGGAUGCGGCGGUCGCUGAGCGAGAAGCGAGGAUCCGCCAGAGGAUCCGGAGACGCCGGAGACGCCGGCGCCGGCGGCGCGUCGUCCUCCUCCUCCUCCGACGACGUCGCGGCGCUGCGCGCGGCGCUCUCCGCGUCCGACGAGCGCGUCGAGGCGCUGCGUCUAGAUUUACAGAACGCGCGCGAGUCCGAGGCGAGCGCGAUCGAGAAGCUCAACGCGGCGAGGGACUUCGCGGCUGUCGGCGACGACGCGCUCGCGGCCGCGUACAACGCGGAACUCGAGGCGGCGACGUCGCGAGCGAUCGCCGCGGAAGAGGGGCUGGAGCAGACGCGCGCGAGGGCGGCCGCGCUCGAAGAGGAGGUCGCGGACGCGCGGCGGGAGAAGGAAGCCGCGCUUCGACGCGCGGUCGAGACCGCGGAGGAGAUGCGAGAGGUGAGGGACGCGGCGGCGGCGGCGGAGCGGGGAUGGAAAAAACCGACGACGAACGCCGCGAAGGCGUCGCCGUACAAAGUGCCCACGAAGUCGCCCGCGAAGAAGCGCGACGUCGACGACGCGAAACCCGACGACGUCGGCGACUUGCGAGUCGAGCUCGAGCUCCUGCACGAGUGGAAGCACGCCGCGGAAGGGGAGAUGUCAGCGUUGCGCGCGCAGUUGAGGAACGCGCGCGACGCGAACGCGCGGCUCGAACGCACGGUGAUGCACGCGGAGCGCGACGCGGUACACGCGGAGAACGCCGCGCUGGCGCUUCGGCGGCGGCGCUCGGAGUUCGCGCCGUCGAUCUCGCCGAUGGAGAGCGAUUCGACGCACCUCCCGAGCAUCGGCGAGGAGGGGGAGUACCUCGAAGACGCGACGACCGCGGAGGCGGAGGACGAAGACCCGGGGGCGUUGCCUUGGACGGACGAUACCGGCGCCGCCGCGAUCGACUCCACGUCCGCGGGGAUGAUGCGCGAGAUGUGGGCGGAGCUGCAGCACAUCCGCGGGUGCUACAAGUCGCUGCAUAACAAGUACGCGCGGCAGUCGCAGCGGUUCGUGAGGUUAGAGGAACGCCUUCGCGUCGUCGGCGGCGGCGGCGGGGGGGGACACGACGACGGCGACGACGACGGCAACGCGCUCGCGGGCCCGACGGACAGCGCGCGGUCGUCCGUGAUCAUGGGCGAGCUCUCCGACGGCGAGAUGGACGUCGGCGAGAUGGAUGACGGCGACGCGCGGUGGAUCCCCGGGACGCCGAGCGCGAGGGCGGUCGCCGCCGCCGCCGCCGCGGUCGCCGCGGGGAUUCAUCACCGCCCCGCGUCGGGGGAACAUCACGACGUCACGGAAGUCGACGAGGGGAUGGACGGCGAGGAUGAAGUUCUCGCGGAGUACGUCUCCACGACGCCGCCGCGCGCGCCGCGAGGGCACCGCGCGACGCAAGAGGCGCUGACGAUCGCGAGGCAGACGUCGUCUCAUCGACCGGACUCGGCGCCGCCGAGCGAACGACGGUUCACGAACUCGAUGCGACGACGCGGCGAGCGCGCGGCGCCCGCGAAGGCGGUCGUCCGCGCCGCGAGCAGCUCGAUGCACCGCCCGGGGAGCGCGCCGAGCAGCCAAGACCGCAUGACGAACAGCAGUCUGCGACGAGGGGAGCCGCCCGCGAGCGCGGCGGCGAGGGCCGCGGCGGCGGCGGCGGGCGCCGCGCGUCCGGGAUCCGCGACGCCGUCGAACCUCCGCGUCUCUCACGCAGCCUCGAGCACCGCGCCGCGGCCUCCCCCGAGCGCGCUCUCCGCCGCGGCCGCCGCGAGCGCGAGCCGCCCGCAGACGGGGCCGUCGUCGCAGCAGCGAAGGACGCGGCGGCCUCAGACGGCGGCGCCUUCGACGUCCGCCGCCGCCGCCGCCGCCGCCGCCGCCGCCGCGGGCGCGCGGCCGCUCACCGCGAGCGGCGGCGCGCGCCCGUCCGCGCGACGCCCCGCGUCCGCGGACCCGUCGUCCCCGGACCGCCGGACCUCCCAGAGCGUCGUCACGUAUCCGCCGAACGCGUCGGCGACGAAGUCGAUCCGCGUCGGGGACGACGACGACGACGGCGAUGGCGACGACGGAGACGGCGGCGCGUUCGAGGCGGACGCGUUCGAUCACGACGCCGAGAGAGCGAUCGCGGCGCACCGUUCGCAGUCGUACGUGUCGCCUUCGAAGGACAUCAUCCCUGGCGCGUCCCCGGGUCGGCCCGCGGUCAGUGCACGCCGGCCGGCGACGUCCCCGGGGCGCGUCGACGGACAAAGGUCAUCGCCCGCGAAGCGCGGCCCCGGGUCCGGCUCCGGCUCCGCCGCGGCGUCGUCGGAGAGACCGGCGUUCCGCCCGGGCGGCGUCGCGCGCGCGAGGCCAGCGACCGCGGCGGCCGCGAUGCUCGCGUCCGAGGUUGGGUUCAUCGCGGACGAUGAGAUGACGUGGCGCGCGCGAGCGCAAGGAGGAGGGAAGACGCGGUCGCCGGCGCGGUCGAAACCGCCGCCGCCGCCGCCGCUGACGACGCCUCGGUCGCCCGCGUUCGCGCCGCGGCCCGCGUGCUGCAACCGCGCGAGCUGCGCGUGUGGGCUUCUCUCCGCGGACGCGGCGACGCGAAGACGGGCGAAGCAGGCGAGGCGAUAG